AUGUCUUCGGACGGUGAUAACGAUGAUUUCCUAUAUGAGGAUGAGUACGACGAUCAAUUCGAUCAGGAUGAUAUCGAUUCCACGUCUGAACCUGAUGUCUACGACGCUAUGUCUCCCGCUAUAGAAGAAGCACCACAGAAGAAACCUUACGAUGUCUCAUGGAAAGUGAAGACACUACAGGAAAUAAUCGAUAUGCAGAACAAAGAGAUAACCAAGGUUCAAUCGUUAUUGGAAGUUCCCGCAUCAAGCGCAGCUAUAUUACUCAGACACUAUGUGUGGAACUCCGAGAAAUUACAAGAACAAUUUUGGAAUGAUCCCGCUCAAGCAUUGGAAGAAGCAGGCUUAUCACCACCUUCAUCACCUACUACCCACACUUCCAGUCUUCCAUCGCCCUCAUCCCCCAUCAAACGAUCUACCAGAUCACUCAAACCUGGUCCAUCAUCUUUCUUAAAGCGUACUAAAUCGGCUCAGCCCACUGGUCAAUUCGAAUGUCCAAUUUGCUGUAUGGAAUACGAUUAUUCAUCAACUUAUUCGAUGGGAUGCGAUCAUCGCUUUUGUAAAGAUUGUUGGAUAGAGUAUUUGACUGGGAAGAUCAAAGGUGAAGGUGAAAGUGCGAAAAUACAAUGUAUGGAAAGUGGAUGUAAGAGGCUAGUAAGGGAGGAAGUCAUAGAUGAUUUGGUGACUCAUGAUAUAUCGAAACGAUAUCAUAAUCUUCUAAAUGCAGCUUUCGUAGCUGAUUCUCCCACUUUACGUUGGUGUCCUCAUCCCAAUUGCGAGUACAUCAUUGAAUGUUCCCAGGCGCCCACGAGGAUGCUUAACCAGCUGGUGCCGACGGUAGAGUGUAAAUGUGGUCACGAUCUCUGUUUUGGCUGCGGAUACUCAGCAAGUCAUCGUCCCGUCUUAUGUCGGAUCGUGAAGUUAUGGGAGAAGAAAUGCGCAGAUGACUCGGAAACAGCUAAUUGGCUUCAAGCAAAUACGAAAGAAUGUUCGAAAUGUCAAUCCACGAUAGAGAAAAACGGUGGGUGCAACCAUAUGACAUGUAAGAAAUGCAAAUGGGAAUUCUGCUGGGUGUGCAUGGGGCCAUGGUCAGAACAUGGUACCUCAUGGUAUCAAUGUAAUCGAUAUGACGAGAAAUCCGGUAUCGAUGCGAGAGAUACCCAAGCCAAGUCGCGAGCUAGUCUCGAAAGAUAUUUGCACUAUUUCAACCGAUGGGCAAAUCAUGAACAUUCAGCUAAACUUGAUGCAGAAUUCUACCAGAAAACAGAAAAGAAGAUGGAACAAAUGCAGAACAGUGGUAAUUUAUCUUGGAUCGAAGUCCAAUUCGCGAAACAAGCUGUAGAUGCUGUGAUCAAAGCUAGAAUCACGUUGAAAUGGUCUUACUGUAUGGCUUUCUACCUGAAACGAAAUAAUAUGACCGAGCUGUUCGAAGAUAAUCAGCGUGAUUUGGAAAGAGCUGUCGAGAAUUUGGGAUACCUGUUGGAACAGAAUAUAAGUGAUACGGAUAGUAUAGCCAAAUUGAGACAGGAUAUCACCAAUCAAGCUGCAUACGUUCAGAAGCGACACGACAUUCUGAUGGAUGAUACUCUAAGGGGAUACCUCGAGCGUCGAUGGGAAUUUACGGUAGAUACUUAA
Messenger RNA from Kwoniella botswanensis, 1632 nucleotides. RefSeq lists its product as uncharacterized. NCBI's taxonomy places the organism in Eukaryota, Fungi, Basidiomycota, Tremellomycetes, Tremellales, Cryptococcaceae. The coding region runs from base 1 to 1632 and encodes 543 amino acids. Gene Ontology annotation, molecular function: ubiquitin conjugating enzyme binding; ubiquitin protein ligase activity; zinc ion binding. The transcript has 11 exons. Gene Ontology annotation, cellular component: ubiquitin ligase complex; cytoplasm. Gene Ontology annotation, biological process: ubiquitin-dependent protein catabolic process; protein polyubiquitination; positive regulation of proteasomal ubiquitin-dependent protein catabolic process. The record is from RefSeq and is a predicted model, not a curated record.